CGGCAGAAUGAUUCAAUAAAAUCUCACUCAGCCACAGUGCCUAGGUCCAACUCCCCCCAUGUGCACAGCCACUUACCCACUCACGUGCAUAGCCACUAGCCAUUAAACCCACCUCAUUCUUUUGGUUCCGCCACUUUCUUUCGGCCGCCACUCCAAAAAACACAGUACCAGACGGUAAGGCCGAUGGAUGGUUGAGCUCUCUCUUUCCAGGCCGUCAGCGCUCCUGUCAGCGACCUCGCCCCCCAGCAAGUUUCUCAUCCUAUCCCUUCCAUUCCUUUCUCUAUCCCGUCCAUCUCUUUCCAUUGGUGCCCGCAGCCUCCUCUCCUCCUCCCACCAUCCCAUCAAUGCACAAUUAUGUGGACGACCCCUCGAACCAGGAACAGUAGCCGUGCGGCGACGAUCUGGACCACCAGCUGCACUUAAAGCCACCAGCUCGCACUUAAAGCCACCAGCUGCACUUAAAGGGCCCUACCAUCCCCAGCGCAUGGCGUUUGCACCCCAACUCUCCAUAACGUGCCUCCGUCCGAUCAUACCCGCACGCUGUGCCUCUCCGAAGCGAACGUCUCCGCGAAGACAGACACAUCAGAAUAGAAUAGGACAGGGCCCCAUGCCCGUGCUGCAAACAUGAGGUUCCCGCCGCCCGAGGUCACGGCGACGUGGCCAGAGCCCAAUUAUGUCGAUCCAGUGCGCCGUGGCAACGAGAGUAUUAUUACCCAGGCCGUCCUGGUGGCGCUGGUGACCCUGUUUGUGUCGAUCAGGUUAUAUGCGAGAUUAGCGAUUACGAAGGCGGGGGUUGGGUUGGAUGAUGUGUUAAUUGUGAUUUCCGCGAUUGUUGGGCUGGGCCUGACGGUGGGGGUUAUACUCGCGAUAAAUAAUUAUGGAUGGGAUAUACACGUGUGGGAUCUGCCUCAGGAGGAUAGCGUUACGAGUCGAAAGGUCAGCUGGGCAAGCAUGCUCCUCUACCUCGCCUCCUCCUUCCUCACCAAAAUCUCCAUCCUCGUCUUUUACCUUCGCAUCCUCGUCGAAAAGGACAAGCUCAUCACCAAAAUCACCCUUGGCUCAAUGGUUAUCUGUUACGUCGUCCUUUUCAUCAUCCUCUUCGUCCAGUGCCGUCCCCUCUCAUACUACUGGAAAAUUCUCAUCCCCGGUGCCGAGGGCACCUGCAUAGAAGAGGGAAUACACGCGGUCACCGCCGGCGUGCUCACCCUCAUCUUCGACCUCAUCAUCUUCGCCAUCCCCCUCCGCUCCCUCUUCACACUCAAAAUCCGCACCACCCAGAAACUUCAGGUCAUCUCCCUCUUCUCCGCCGGGCUGAUCGUCAUCGUCGCCGCCUCCAUCCGGCUGUACUACAACGUCGUCGUCUUCCUGCGCACCUACGAUGUGAGUUGGUACGGCUACCUCGGUUGGCUCUGGGCGGCUGUCGAGGUGCACCUUAGCAUCAUCUGCGCGUGCGUGCCUAGCUGCCGCGCGUUCUUCGCCAGUUGGACGGUGAGGGGGUCGAACCGCAGCGGUGCGGGAGGCACGUAUCCUAGCAGGCCGGGGGGAAGGAGUUUUAAUAAUCUGGAUGUGGAGGAGGAGGCGAGGUUGACGAGUGUCAAGAUGGGGAGUAUGACGAAGGUGGAGGCGGGGAGUGUGAGGAGUGGUAUUAGUGGCGAGAGCGAGGAGACGGGGGAGGGUGUGAGAGUGAAAAUGGAGGUGCUACAAUAUCAUGACGCGAUGGUGUAGGCACAUAUUGGGGGAUACAAAUAAUUUAUAUUUAUGUGGUUGAAAUUAGAGUAAUAGUUUCACCGAGCAGUUCCGGCCGUUAUAUGACCCUUAGGGUAUGUCAACGGCCAUAGAGGGCAGUGGGAGUACGGAGGAAGCGUUCAAAAGUUUUGUCCCACGCUAGGAAACGCCACAGUUCACAAUUUAGUUAUGUACAUAGUUAUGAAAUCAGUGUUCUUCUCGCCCCUCCUUGUACUCAUUUCCGCCUUC
Messenger RNA from Pseudogymnoascus destructans, 1974 nucleotides. RefSeq lists its product as uncharacterized. NCBI's taxonomy places the organism in Eukaryota, Fungi, Ascomycota, Leotiomycetes, Thelebolales, Thelebolaceae. The transcript is spliced from 4 exons. The coding region runs from base 625 to 1725 and encodes 366 amino acids. The record is from RefSeq and is a predicted model, not a curated record.